GCUGCGGCCCCUCCUCCCCCGCGCUCCCCUCAGAGCCCCCGGCCGCGCGCCGCCGCUCGCUCGCUCGCUGGUCCCAGCGCAGGCCCGUCGGGCGGCGGUGAGGAGGCGCCGAGGCGGAGGAGCGGGCGGCGGCGGCGGCGGCGAGGCGACCGCGCGGAGGCGAGCGGGCCGGGCCCGGCCGGGCGGCCGCCGCCAUGAGCGGCUCCUCGGGCACCCCGUACCUGGGCAGCAAGAUCAGCCUCAUCUCCAAGGCGCAGAUCCGCUACGAGGGCAUCCUCUACACCAUCGACACCGACAACUCCACCGUGGCGCUCGCCAAAGUGAGGUCUUUCGGGACUGAAGACCGCCCCACAGACAGGCCGGCCCCCCCCAGAGAGGAGAUCUACGAGUACAUCAUUUUCCGGGGAAGCGACAUCAAGGAUAUUACCGUGUGUGAACCUCCGAAAGCUCAGCACACACUCCCGCAGGACCCUGCUAUUGUUCAAUCUUCCCUGGGCUCGGGCUCCUCCUUCCAGCCGCACGUGCCUUACAGCCCCUUCAGAGGAAUGCCGCCCUACAGCCAGCUGGCUGCCAGCUCUCUGCUUAGCCAGCAGUACGCCGCUUCCCUGGGUCUAGAGAAGCUGGUGAGCCCUCCAGCCUCGGCCGCAGCUUCCAGCCCUAGUUCUUCUCCAUCUCCACAGCCCGCCUCAGAGCUUGACAUGUCCUCAGAACCACAUCAGCUCACUUCCAAGGGAGCCGGUUUUCCAUCCGUCCCUGUCGGCAAGAGCCCCAUGGUGGAGCAGGCUGUGCAGACUGGUUCUGUUGAUAACCUGAACGCCAAAAAGCUGUUACCCGGCAAGGGCCCCGCGGGGGUGCAGCUCGGCGGGCGGCCCGCGCAGCCCGGCAGCAAGAGCGGCAGCGAUGUAGCUCAGCCGGCAGCUGUGCCAAGUCAAGGGCAGGUGAAUGACGAGAACAGAAGGCCUCAGAGGAGGAGAUCAGGGAACAGACGAACAAGGAAUCGCUCCCGGGGGCAAAACCGCCCGACUAACGUCAAAGAAAACACAAUCAAGUUUGAAGGCGACUUUGAUUUUGAGAGCGCCAAUGCCCAGUUCAACAGAGAGGAGCUGGACAAAGAGUUUAAGAAGAAACUGAAUUUUAAAGAUGACAAAGCCGAGGAGGGGGACGAGAAGGACUCGGCAGUGGUGACCCAGAGUGACGACGCCCCCGCUGAGGAGGACCGCCUGGGGCCCAACUGCUACUAUGACAAGUCCAAGUCCUUCUUUGACAACAUCUCCUCUGAGCUCAAGACCAGUUCCAGGCGGACGACGUGGGCUGAGGAGCGGAAGCUCAACACAGAGACCUUUGGGGUGUCAGGAAGGUUUCUUCGUGGCCGUAGCUUCAGGGGUGGAUUUCGAGGGGGCAGGGGCAACGGUACAACCCGGCGCAACCCAGCGUCCCACAGAGCCGGGACCGGCAGGGUGUGAGUGAGGAUGCCGCCCGCGGCGCCUCUGGAAGUCGCACAGAAAUGACGCUGUGUCUGCGGAUGUGGGAAACGCUGCACUUACCGGGAGACGGGGGUCACUUUGUUUACGGAGUUUGGGAAAUUCCCGUACUGCUACUUAUGUUCUGAACUUAAUUGAACUUGGACAUGGUCUGAGUUAGAACCACUUGUUUUGGGGGAAGUAUCCUUGGGUGACCUCUUGGAGGUAUUUUGGCCUGUCUUUCCUCUUUAGUUGCGCACAGCCUGAUUCUAAGGUUCUGGUAUUUUGGGGAAAGGUUUUAGAGCAAAAGCUUGAUCCUCAUUUUGUGACUUUUCUUUGUGACAGCUUUGAUUUUUUUCAAAUGGAACCAAAUCCCAUUUGGCAAAUGUGGCAGCCAAGUGUGUAUCUCUAUAACCCAACUGGUCUCUGGUGCUGCUGGCCUGGCACCCCCACGGCCACAGGUGGGGGGGUCUCAGGAGCCAGGCAGGGCCAGCAUGGGAGCGUGUGGGGGUGGGUGGGCAUUAGGGCCAGGAGAGUGGAGUGUCCCACAGAUCAUGUUGUAGAAGCAAACCAGACAACCCUUACAUCCAGAGUGACGAUGUCAAGGUUUAGAGCUGGUGGGUUGGGGCCGGGGGGGGGGGGUGUGCAGGGAAUAGGUAGAGUCCUGGAGGCCUAGGAAGGGUCCUGGACUCAAGCUAGGCACUGGUGCUCAGAGCCUGGCUUCCAUAGGAAUCGGGGUUGGGGGCCAAAGUCCGGGGACCUGUGGGGUCCCUGUCCUUCCUGCCCCAUCCCUGCCAUCCCCAGACCCGGUCCGGUCAGUACUGCACUCUGGCCACUGUUCAGUGUCUCAUCCCCUUGGAAAUGAGCCAGUCUUUUUUGCAAGGUCGGUUGACCUAAAACAUUAUUUCUUCUUAAUUGUAAAUAGUUGCGUUUUUGUUUUACGGGGUGGAGGGUGGGUGGGGCACAUAAACUCGUUGCAUGAGUAAAUGGGUCAGACCUGUAGUGUGAGCAUGCGUCCUUCUGCCGGAGAGGGCCCUGUGUUGAACAUAAGCACCUUGGUAACUAAACCCCUUUAAAUAGCUAUAAAGGUUUUAGUUCUGUAUUGAUUCAGUUACUGUAAAAGCUUGGGUUUAUUUUUGUAGGACUUAAUGGCUAAGAGUUAGAACAUAGCAAUGGGCUGCUCUGUUGGAGUAAUGUAAAUUAUAAUUAUAAAUAAACAUGCAAACCUUUACAA
Molecule: messenger RNA, 2694 nt
Organism: Mustela erminea (ermine)
Lineage: Eukaryota; Metazoa; Chordata; Mammalia; Carnivora; Mustelidae
Gene: LSM14B
Product: LSM family member 14B
Exons: 10
Coding region: 195-1463 (422 amino acids)
Molecular function (GO): mRNA binding
Source: RefSeq, a predicted model, not a curated record